Messenger RNA from Oryzias melastigma (Indian medaka), 2647 nucleotides. RefSeq names its product zinc finger protein 25. The record is from RefSeq and is a predicted model, not a curated record. Gene Ontology annotation, biological process: regulation of transcription by RNA polymerase II. Gene Ontology annotation, molecular function: DNA-binding transcription factor activity; RNA polymerase II cis-regulatory region sequence-specific DNA binding. The coding region runs from base 367 to 2139 and encodes 590 amino acids. The transcript is spliced from 3 exons. NCBI's taxonomy places the organism in Eukaryota, Metazoa, Chordata, Actinopteri, Beloniformes, Adrianichthyidae.
GAAGCAUUCUGAACCACACUGAGAUCCAAUUAAGCCGCUUAUACGUUUGUCUUUAAAUGAAGUUUUCACACGUGACCCGGAAGUGAGCCGGAAGUAAACAGAAAGAGGCGUAAGCAGCGCUAGCUUGAAACAAAUAGGAUAGUGAUGUUUUGUCUGGACGUUCGUGAGGUUUUUGGACAGACAGGACGAUACGUGGUUCGGUUCCGAACAAUCCUCUUUAGCUAAAGUGUCGUAAAUGAGUGAAUGCGUGUUGAACGUAAAGACAACGUGGCUGUGAUUGUGAGACUAGCAGAUGAUCGGAGCUGCUGCUGUUCAGAGGACUUUGGUGUUUGUUGGAGCUGAAGAUCUUCUGCAGCUGCAGGAACCAUGUCUUCGGAACCUCAGGAAGAUUCUGACAGAGAACAACCUUCUGCUGCUGAAGGAACCAUCGUCCAGAACGAGGAGGAGCUCUGUGAUCUGCAUAAACUGCUGGAUUUCAUCUGGAACCCGCAGCUUCAGCUCCACGUUGUUGCCCUCCCCCAGGACUAUCUGAGUGAAGAAGAGGUUCUAUGUAACCAGCAGAGGAACAGCAGUGUGGAUCAUGAGGAUCCAGAACCUCCUCAGGUGAAAGAGGAAAUUGAAGAACAAGAACCUUCUCAGAUUAAAGAGGAAUAUGAAGAACCAGAACCUCCAGAGAUUAAAGAUGAAAGAGAAAAAGCAGAAUCAUAUCAGAAUAAAGACAAACAGGAGGAACCAGAACCUCCACAGAUGAAAGAGGAACUAGAAGAAACAGAACCUUCACAGAUGAAAGAAGAACAGGAAGAACCGGAACCUCCAGAGAUUAAAGACGAAAGAGAAGAAUCAGAAUCUUAUCUGAUUAAAGAAGAACAGGAAGAACCAGAACCUCCACAGAUGAAAGAGGAACUGGAAGGUCUUUGCAUCAUUCAGGAUCUGAAGCAGGAGACUGAUACUUUGAUGGAGAUUCGUACUUGUGAGGAAGUCCUCCCCCAGCAUUAUAGGACUGAAGAGGAGUAUCUCUGGAACCAGCAGAGGAACUUCAAAGAGAAACACGAGGAACCAGAACCUCCAUACACUGAAGAGGGAUGGGGGCAACUAGAACCUUUACCAAUUAAAGAGGAGCAAGAGGAGACCUGCAUCAGUCAGGAUGAAGAACAACUUGAUCUGAAGAAGGAAACUGAUAUCUUGAUGGAGAUUCCUACUUUGGAGGAAAAUGAAUACAGUGAAACAGAUCUUAUCAAUCAGCAGAGUUUUAAUGUAACUAGUAGUCCGGAUGAUGAAGGAAACCAGCAUAAAGAAUCAACCUUAACUACAGAUGAAAAAACAGACCAACAAAACAGGAAGAAAAGAGACAAAAGUCAUAUCCUAAAUGUGGACAACUCCCACAUUUCAAAAAGUCAUUGUAGCUCUGAUGUUGGUAAAAAUUCAAAGAAAAAAACUUUGGUUAAGAAACACAAACAAUCUCCAAAAGAAAAAAGAAUUUCCUCUUUGAAGUCUGGUAAAAGCUCAAGAAAAGUUAACUCUCGUGUUGACAAAGACGUUACUGAGUCUGUCGAUAGACCUUAUGUCUGUAAGGAAUGCGAUACACGUUUUAGUCAAUUACCUAAUUUUAAAAAACACUUGAGAAAUCAUACAAAAGAGAAGUCUUUCUCUUGUAAGAGAUGUGACAAAAGUUUUAAGCAAAUAUUUGAUCUCAAAAGACACAUGAGAACUCACACGGGAGAGAAGCCUUUUGUUUGUAAAGAAUGUAAUACAGGUUUUAUUCAAAUGUCUGAUCUCAAGAGACACAUAAUACGUCACACAGGCGAGAGACCUUUUUCUUGUAAAGAAUGUAAUUCAAGUUUUUACCGACCAUUUGAUCUCCAAAGACACAUGAGAAGUCAUACAGGAGAAAAGCCUUAUUAUUGUAAACUAUGUGACAAACGUUUUAGUGAUGGAUCUCAUCUCAGAGCACACACGAGAACUCAUACAGAAGAGAAACCCUUUUCUUGUAAAGAAUGUAACAAAACAUUUUGUCUUCCGUCCUAUCUCAAAAAACACAUGAGAUCCCAUACAGGAGAGAGGCCUUUUUCUUGUGAACAAUGUGACAAACGUUUUAGUCGUAUAUCUCAUCUCCAAAGACACAUGAGAACUCACUCAUGAGCAAAGUCUUGUCUUUGUCAAACAAUGCAAUAAAGGAUUUAGUAUAAACAAAUCUUAUGAAAACUUGUAGCAGAAAUUUGGGAUUUAUAUUAAAAGGGAGUAAGAUGUGAAUAAAGUAAACUUUUUUCUUCCAUGAAGAAAGAAACUACUUCUUGGAGUCUUUGGUAUGACUCGACCGUGGAUUUGAACUCUCAACCAUCCAGUCUCAAGGAAGACACCACCACAAGACCACUGAGCUGGUAGAAAUCAAAGUCAGAAGAAUAUAGUUGAUUCUAAGGCACUUAACACUCCCCUCUGCUAACAAGCUGUAUUUGUUUUAUUUUCUGCAAUAUUGUUAACACAGUACAUCGAGUGCAAAAUAACUAAGAAUCGAUACAUUUCAAUGUACAUGUUACAAUUCUAUACAAUGAGUUUUACUGUUUGUAUUGAUUGACAAAAUAUAUUUUUUAACUAUACAUGUAAAUAGAAAUUUGUUGUUUUUAAUUAUUAAAGUUAAGUUUUAAUCGGU